Messenger RNA from Microsporum canis CBS 113480, 1737 nucleotides. RefSeq lists its product as hypothetical. Gene Ontology annotation, cellular component: endosome; lytic vacuole. The transcript is spliced from 4 exons. Gene Ontology annotation, biological process: SNARE complex assembly. Gene Ontology annotation, molecular function: SNARE binding. Lineage: Eukaryota; Fungi; Ascomycota; Eurotiomycetes; Onygenales; Arthrodermataceae. The coding region runs from base 1 to 1737 and encodes 578 amino acids. The record is from RefSeq and is a predicted model, not a curated record.
AUGUCAAAAGUUGCCUUUUUCGGCUUGUUUGCUUGGGGAAGCUCAAAGUGCAAACAAGACAAACUCUACGCUUUCAGCACUUGCCGCCUGCCUGGAUCAGGUGACAUCAUCAUCGAUGCUUUCUUUUCCUUAUCAACGAAGACAACCAAACGGCGAUUUCUGUGGACCUUCUUUGUUACGGCUCCAAGUCAUGACCCAAUACAUGUUCGGUGGUUCAACGCUGCUCCCUGGUGUUCGGCGAAUAGGCACGAUCGGCUUGGAUUGGAGAGACGGUGGCAUCCCCGGCUGGGAUUCUACUGCCCAACCUGCGCCCGCAACCAGCUCUACGGCCUUCGUUUCGACCAUGCGAGAGUCCUGCUGGACAAGGAUGUGGCGGGAGCGCAGAUCGAAGAGUCCAUAGCAAAGAAUACGCAGGCGAAUGCCGAUAUAUUGAGCGGCGGUGGCCCGAGGCCAUCCGGUGAUGCCAACCGAGCUGAGCCGGAGCCGUCAAGGUUGCUGAUUCAGACCAAACGCACCGCUAUUUCCCAGUCAGCUGGAAGAACGGAAGAUAUACUAUCUCAUAUCGCCGCUCUGGAGAAGGAGAUCGAAGAUGGGAAGAAGGAGAUUGCUCGACGACGAGCUGCACUCGCCCAGCGACGGUCUGAUGCAGAAUCGGCCAACUAUGAAGUGGCCAGCAGGCGGGCCAGGACACUUGGAACUGUUCAAAAGAGUAUCAGGGCCAGGGAGAAGCAGUGGAACAGCGUCCAUGACAAGGCCGUGGAGUCGAGAGCGUUCUUAAUCCGAGAGGUUGCGAGCAUGUUCAGUCUACGUCAAAGAUCAAGGCGAAGAAAAGGCGAUCAUGCGAACCUGUUCUCCAUCGGAGGCGUCAACAUCGUUGACCUUCGUCAUAUGAAUAGCGUGAAUCCCGCGCAAAUAACUGCGUCGCUGACCCACAUCUCCCGGAUGCUUGUCCUGGUGUCGCAUUACCUUGCUCUGAGGCUGCCCGCAGAGAUCGUUAUCCCUCACCGUGGACAUCCACUACCCGCCAUUUUCACUCCAUCGUCGUCCUACAUAGCUCGCCGACAGGACUCCUCGCCCAGCUUGUCCCCCUCCCACUCCAUCACCGGCCACUCAAUUACCCCACGAAGCGCAGAGGCGAUUUUACUCCCCCGCCCCCGACCGCUUUUUAUCGACCGCUCCCUUCCAAAACUUGCCAAGGAGGAUCCCACCAGCUACGCAUUAUUUAUCGAAGGAGUAUCCCUUCUAGCAUGGGAUAUAUCCUGGCUGUGCAGGACCCAAGGCCUUCAUAUCGGCUCCGAGUCAUGGGAAGACGUAUGUGACAUUGGAAGAAACCUCUGGCAACUUCUCGUCGCCCCGGAACCAUUGCUUAAGGCACUGGUAAAGAGCGAAAAUCAGCAUAACCCCGGCCCUUCUAGCGGCCAGGAUAAAGAUAGCCCGGAAAACACUAAUGGUGAAGGGAAUACGAAUAAUCUCCGACGAUCGCGAUCACUUCCUAUCCUUGGCCACUUCUCACAUGGAUCCGCGCACACAUUUCUCGGUUCGGUAGAGGGAGUGGAAUUUAUGAAAACGUGGAAGUUGCCCUCUCCCGUGAAGAUUGCGGAUAAGCUGAAAGCUACCUUACUGGGGGAAAUGGCUAACGCAGAGUGGGAGUUGCUCGGAGAAGACGAGUGGGAAGAGGAAGGUGUGCAACAGGUGGAUGAUGAGAGCUCUGACAGAGGAGUUGUGCUUCUCAAGUGA